Artibeus jamaicensis (Jamaican fruit-eating bat) is the source of this 4180-nucleotide messenger RNA. It is a transcript of the gene PRCP, whose product is annotated as prolylcarboxypeptidase. The coding region runs from base 746 to 2236 and encodes 496 amino acids. The record is from RefSeq and is a predicted model, not a curated record. The transcript has 9 exons. Gene Ontology annotation, molecular function: serine-type exopeptidase activity; dipeptidyl-peptidase activity. NCBI's taxonomy places the organism in Eukaryota, Metazoa, Chordata, Mammalia, Chiroptera, Phyllostomidae. Gene Ontology annotation, biological process: proteolysis; negative regulation of systemic arterial blood pressure; angiogenesis involved in wound healing.
CUCCAUUAAUGAUCGGUUGGGUGGGAAACACGGAAGUUUGGGUUGACCCUCUCAGAGUAUCAUAGGAGGUUAGACUUACAUAAUAGAGGUGCAGUCAAGGAGCCAGACGGAGCAGUCUGAGUGACCCAGUCGAAGCCCCGCACCUGUCAGAAUUUGAGUUUACUCUUCUGUAAAUGGGAAUAGCAAUCAUGCACAGGCACAAGAUUUCCAUGAUAGUUGAGUUAGAGGAGACGAUGUGUGUGCCAUUACGCCCAGUGAUACAGCAACGUGUAGUGGACGAUCACGGUAGCUAUUAUUACCAUUAUAUGGAUUUUGUGGAGGGUCAGAGGUGUGGCAAUGGGAGAAAGACAGGGUAGAGUUUAGAGGUGACGAUAAAGGCGUGAAUAUAGGGGUGACCAGGCUGGAAGGGGGAGAUAUAGUGAAAGAUGUGACUCUGCGGUCAGGUAGUAUGGGACCCGAGGAUGAUAAGGGCAGAUUUGGAGUGUGACCGAAAUGAGGGUGGGCUCUUAAGUGAGGACAGUAGGAAAGGGAAAUGAAAUGUGACGGCGUCCUAAGGGACGGGGGUGGGAGCGGUAUGUCUUGGGUGACCAGGGUUGCUGAGGUGCUUUGUGACUUUAGAUUUCCCACGGGAGGAGCCUGCUUGAGGCGGGCGGAGCUACGAGCUGGGUGCGGCUCUGGCUGCGGCUCUGGCUGCGCACAUCUGCCGGUUUUCCUCUCAUCCGCACUGCAGCCUCCAGCCUGAGCAAUGGGGUGCCCUGUCCUGCUUCUGCUCCUGGCUUUCCUGAUGCCGGGGGUUGCCAUCCCCAUACCUCCAGCCCUAAGGGCUCUGAGCAACCUGCACUUGUCAACCAGCUUCACAUCCCAUUCUGCCGUAGUCAGGAAGUACUCGAUUCACUACUUUGAACAGAAGGUUGAUCAUUUUGGAUUUAAGACUGAUAAAACUUUUAAACAGCGUUACCUAAUAGCUGCUCAGCACUGGCAGAAAGAGGGUGGGUCCAUACUUUUCUACACUGGUAAUGAAGGGGACAUUAUCUGGUUUUGCAACAAUACGGGGUUCAUGUGGGACGUGGCUGAGGAACUGAAAGCUAUGUUGGUGUUUGCUGAACACAGAUACUAUGGAAAGUCGCUACCUUUUGGUGCCAACUCUUUCAAGGAUUCCAGGCACUUGAAUUUUCUGACUUCAGAACAAGCUCUGGCUGAUUUUGGAGAGUUAAUCAAACACUUGAAAAGGACAAUCCCGGGAGCUGCAAAUCAACCUGUCAUUGCCCUGGGGGGCUCUUACGGUGGCAUGCUUGCAGCCUGGUUCAGGAUGAAAUAUCCUCAUGUGGUGGCUGGAGCUCUUGCAGCCUCUGCCCCUAUCUGGCAAUUUGAGGAUCUAGUACCUUGUGGUGUAUUUAUGGAAAUUGUAACUACAGAUUUUAGGAAAAGUGGCCCAAAUUGUUCUGAGAGCAUCCGCAGUUCCUGGGAUGCCAUUAAUCGACUCACAAGAACGGGUACUGGCUUGCAUUGGCUUUCUGAAGCCCUUCACUUAUGUACUCCAUUAACAAAUUCUCAGGAUGUUCAGCGUUUGAAAGAUUGGAUCUCUGAAACCUGGGUAAAUCUGGCAAUGGUGGACUACCCUUACAAGUCUGACUUUUUACAGCUUUUGCCUGCGUGGCCAAUCAAGGUGGUAUGCCAGUAUUUGCGAAAUCCCCAUGUAUCAGAUACACAGUUGCUGCAGAAUAUUUUUCAAGCUCUGAAUGUAUAUCACAAUUAUUCAGGCCAGGCGAGAUGCCUAAAUAUGUCAGAGAUAGCAACUAGGAGUCUGGGAACCCUGGGUUGGAGCUAUCAGGCCUGCACAGAAAUGGUCAUGCCCUUUUGUACAAACGGGAUUGAUGACAUGUUUGAACCUCACUUAUGGGACUUGAAGGAAUUUUCAGAUGAUUGUUUUAAACAGUGGGGUGUGAAACCAAGGCCCUCCUGGAUCACUACUAUGUAUGGAGGCAAAAACAUCAGUUCCCAUACGAAUAUCAUUUUCAGCAAUGGUGACCUAGACCCCUGGUCAGGAGGUGGAGUAACCAAGAACAUCACAGACACCUUGGUUGCCAUCACUAUCCCAGAAGGGGCCCAUCACCUAGAUCUUCGAGCCAACAAUGCCCUUGAUCCCGAGACUCUGCUAUUAGCCCGCUCCUUGGAAGUUAAAUACAUGAAGCAGUGGAUCAGAGAUUUCUAUGCCAGUCUGAGAAAGACACACUGAGAAACUUUUGAUCAUUUUCAGUUUCUUCUUUUAUGUUCAUUCCACUCACAUUCCCAUUCACUUUGGUUUUCUACACAAAAUUACUUUCCCGUGUUUAUCAUUGGAUUUGCCGGGGCAAAGGCUGAGACAGAAGAGAGGGUGAUGGUGGUGACAGCAGCCACCCCACACCCCAGGUCCUUGCCUUCUUUGACCACUUCCGGAAAGAAUCUCUUUGUGGCAGCUUUGUCUCCUUACCAGGGCCCUCAUAACUGCAGCAGGGUUCCUGCCUUUCCAAGAGAGGAAGUCCAUUCCUUUGUUUCUCUGCAAGCAGGGAUUUUUCUCUUGGUUCUUAUACUGAAGUCUCUUUGGCCCAUUUGUCAUUCCCCACCCACCCUUGUCCUCCCAAAAUGAAAAGUAUAAAGAUGAUGCAAAUGCAGCUGAUAGGAAGGAUGUCUGAUGCCAACCCAGGAAAAAGCCAUUUCUGUGGUACUUGAUUUAACAACUUGGAACUGUGCUGUAAAUACAGAGUAGGGUGGCAUCUUGUCCCUGUGUCCUGCUCCUGCAGCUUGGGAUUGCUCUGUGCACUGGGCUUGGCUGGUUUUGGAAAGUCCUUUAAUUCUCUGUCUUCUACUUGGCAGCUUUUCUUAGUUCUGGGAUGUUUGCCACUGUGGAACUGCCAGUGAGAAAUCUGGCCUCUUUGCUCCAUUUCUCUUUGUUUCUAAGGUCAGUUUUGUGGUAAUUUGGUUACAUUUUGUCAGUUUGGGAAAAUGACUCUGUUUUGCUUUUCCUUUAACAUCAGAGCAGGCCUUUAUAUGCUGUGGUCACUGAUGAUACUUUCUUAAGAAGCCAUUAAAAAUUGAUGAAUCAACUAUUGAAAAAGUGGACUGUAGUUAUGUUCAACUUUUUAAAAAAAUUUUUAUUUCCUGGUGGUUGAUGCUGCUGCCAUUGAAGCCAGAAGUGUCAGGACGUUAAGAGGCAGGUACACGAGAACUUUCUGUGUGGCUCCAAAAGGCAAGCUAAUUCAUGCGGGCAGCAUAUUUGACAUUAAUAAAUGACUGAGCUGUUGCUGUUUUCAAAGGGUUGACUUCUUUCAAGCAGUUCUUACACUGAAACCUUUCUUCAGAAGAGCUUUUCUAGGAUAACAAAUAGGGUUGGAUCCAAACCUUUCAGGGGUACAGAGAGAUUCUGUUCAAAGAUUUCUUCCCUCUGUUUUUAAUUUUUCUUAAAAAAUUAGUUUUCACCCUUCAUUUUCUGUUUUAAAAAAUUUACUGUGAUCUCAAUUUAAAGUGUCUACAAAGUGAAUUACUGGAUGAGAGACUGAAAUAUUUCCCUUAUUUUCCCUGGUAUCUGGAAGGCACAGAAAAAUCUUUGGUUUCAGAAGCCUCUGGUUCUCAUUGUAAUUAAUGCGUUGCCUAUCAAAGCAUUCGGUCACUAUUUUCAUUUCAACAUGACAGAAAAGUAUACUGUGGUGGGAAUUUAAGGCUUAAAACAAUACUAGUUUCUAGUUUUUGUUCUUUUUCAAGUAAAAGGUUACAUAAUGCUGAGUUUAGGGGGCUUAAUAGAGGAUAUUCUUACUAUUUUAGGAUACUAUUGAUUUUGGGAUGUUUUUCUUGAAAUCUUUUUCCUUGCUUAAAAUCUUUAAAAUAUUUACCUACUUCAUUUAAUAUUAAAUCUGUUGAUGAACUGUAUUUUUGUGAAAAGAAUAAUUGCCAAAAAUGUCUAUUUUUCUGCAAUUACAAUUUGGUUUUAUUUUUUUCUUUACAUUUUUUGACAGAUGGCAUCCUUAAUUAAAGUUAACCUUAUUAUGCUGAAAUUUAUUUUAAACUGAAGAAUUAGAACAUCAAAUAAACCUUAUUUAAAGCAUCUCUAAUAGAUGAUGCUUUUGAUGGGAGUGGGCUGAGAUGGGAGUAAAAGACAGAAAACUGUACUUGAACAAUAAUUAAAUAAAUAAAUAUAUAAAUAUGC